UUGUAAUGCCGGAAGAAGGAACUUGGACAGACCUGGAGCCGGCAUAACAAACUGUGAUGCUGGGUUGAAAGUGAUGCAUUCCUAUCGAUCGAAACAAUGUGGACCAAGGUUAGUUUGACAAGGUUAGCGUCAAGCCUGCUGGACUUAGAGUUUUGGGGAACCGUGGAGGCCCGAGGAUGGGUCUACCUGUCUAAGGAAAGGGAAAAUGUCAUGAUUAUAGAGCUUGCCUUAGGAGUACUCCCAUAUAAGUUGUUCAAGGAGGCCGAGCGGGAAGUGGUGUGGGCUGCGUGCCAACGGGUGGAAAUGGUGAUGGAAAAGAUUGAGGUGCGGGUGGAACUCGGGGAUAGAGAGAAUGUACGGAAGCCCUUUAGAACCCUGAGGUGUGUCAUGCCGCCCUUGAUGGUAGACGCCGUCUUCGGGACCCGGAGCAGGCUAGUGCGGAUAUGCAGAUCCAUGACCAACCUGGGACUGUACCAAGGGGCCCGUCAGGACUUUUUCCGCUUGUCAGUCGAAAUGGGGCCAUUUGAAGGGAACUGGGCAAGGGAGCUGGCCACGAUACUGAACCAUCUUAGCACGGACGGCCUGUUCGUCCCGAGUGACGUGCAUUGGAAGAUAGUAUAUAGGAAUGUCGCGAUAGGGGAGACGUUCCUGGAAGGGGUACAGGACCUAUGAGGUUCAAGGAUGGCAAGGGAGCAAAGCAUGAGGGAACGGAUGUUUAGAGGAUGGACACCUAGGCGGCUCGGGGGAGGGGUGGAGAUGGUCCUACCCACAAGGAACGAAUGGAGAGGGACGGCCUGUGACUGCGUAGGGGUGGAAAUUGAGACCGCCCUGUCCUUUUUGUGGGUAGAAAGGGUGUGGAAUCCGAUCAGGGAAAAUGAGGCGUGGGACGAGAUAGCUGAGGGGGACGUGGAGUCACUCGGAACUGUGUACCUGUCUAGAGAGGGGUGGCACCUGUUCUGUGUAUACCUGGCCGCGGGAUGGGACCCGACGUGGAUCUUAGGGAACGCCGAGCGACUGACCUGGGAAAUGGGUUGGGAAUUUGCAAACGAAGGAUUGGAUGAGGUGAGGAGCACGGUCGUGAUGGGAGGAUGGGAAAAUCUUAGACGCCCAUAUCAGCUGGUUCAGACGAAGGUGCCGCAUUUCGUAGCAAAUUGGUUCAGGGGUUAUGAACAUAUCCGCGCGGUCGCAGAGUCUUUGGACGAAGUGGAGCUGGGAUUCACCUGGUUGGCAGACGCCUAUUAUGAGGCCUCGUUACGACUGGGGCCCUUCCACAGGGACCGCGCCGACGAAGUAGUUGAGAUCUUGAAGGCCCUUAGGGGCGACCGACUCGACCAGCCAGGGACCAGGAGCUGGAAGCGGCGCGACAUGGCCAGGCGACGGACGCUCUGGGAGGACCGGCCCCGCGGAAUUCGACCGCCUCGGAUCUCGGAAGGAAGGAUGGAAAUUACCAUGCCAACCGGGGGUGGGGUGCACAACCCGGUGAUGGAUUGGGUGGGGGUAGAGCUAGUAGAGGAUACAAUUUACCUAGUGGUGGAACUAGAAUGGCGCGCAAGGGGGGAGUUCGGGGGAGUGAGCCCGGAUCUGCCGGGGCGUGUACACGCCACGGAGUCCCUGUACCUAUCCGAAGAGGGGUGGAGGACCUUCGGGGUGGCUUUGGCCGCCGGCGGCGACCCCAUGUGGAUGUUCGACGGGGCGUGGCAAGUAACCUGGAGGGAAGGAUUCGCGUUCGCAGAUCCGGAACGGGACGAUGUGACGGCAGUCGUUCGAGUGCUCGAAGUGGGGGCCUGCAUCUUGCCCCACGAAAACGUGCGUAUGAGUUUGUCGCCCUUCCUACUUGGCCGCUUGGGGGGAGCGGAGCGUGUGGAGCAGGUGGUGGCAGCUUUGAGUAGGCUAAGUUUUCGUGACAUGACGGUGUGCCAAGAAUAUUACCGAGCCUUCUUAGAGUCGGGCCCCUUUGAAGGAGACCAGGAAUACGAGGUGUUGGGAAUUCUGCAUGCUGUCAUAACAACCAGGCCAAAGGACGACGAGAACUUGGGUAUAGACGGAGAUGUAGAGCGAGAAGAGGACGCCUUAGGCGACCGGGAGUCAGCAAAGUCGCCAGGGGCUAGGGAAGGGAGUAAGGAGAUCGUCCUUGCUGGAAGCUCGGGGAAGGGUGGAGGAAGCAAGCGUGGAACCCAGGAGGCUAAGGAGGUUAGGGACAAAGGCAGCCCAACACGCCAGCACUUGGAAGGCGCGGAACAUAAGAAGGUAAGACUGACAGAUACGCGAAAGAGGCUGGCAAAAGUGGAAAAGAGGACGACAGAAUUUAGGGCAAAAUUAUUGGAAGAAAUAAUGAACGAGAGCGAGAGGAACCCGGCGGACGGAAGGAUACGAGAGGAAGAGGAGGCAAGUCAAGGGAAAGGGGGCCAGGACGCAGACGUACAUCAGAGGAAGGACCGGCCCAAGGAUCCGAGGGGGACCCCAACGAGGAAAGAGAAGGAAAAAGCGGACUCUCCUGGAAGGGCCAUAGAGAGACCUACCAACCCGCCUCUCUUGGAUAGUGGAGCCAGCCGACCUUCAGCGUCCCCAGCAAUCGCCAGGGGGUGCGAGGGAAUCUGGAGUCUGAGGGAGAGGGUGCUGGGGUGGUUUGAUCCGGAGGGGACUGCGAGGACGAGAGGAAGAUCAAACACAAGCAAGGAAGAUUUGGGGGCCGGAUCAGCGGCAGGGUCAGGAAUGGUCGAAGGAGGGCUUAGGAAAGUUGUGUCAUCCCUCACCCGCGCGCUAAGCAAAAAUCAUGGAUACUUGGCCGGCGCUAAGAAGAAACUGACCUUUGACGGAGCAAAUAUCACUAAGUUCCUAAUAGAUUAUGAGAACCUGGCGGCACUCCUGAGGUGGAGCAAGGAAGAGAAGAUGGAGCACCUGGGGCAGCACGUGUCGUUGAACCUAGAGAGAGACAUAAUGGCGAUUGUCGCCACGAGCGGAUCGUGGAAGGAGGCUCGGGACGUGAUGAUGAGAAAAUACCUGGCAGCCGAGAAGAUGACCACGGAAGCAGAACUGGCCACUGUGCAACGAAAGGACUUCGCAACGUACAAUGACUUCCUGAGAGAAUUUACUCCCGUAGCGUUGUGCAUCCUCGGGGUUACUGAUCGAAUAAUGAGCAAGUACUUCCUAAGACAGUUCACAGAGUUCGAUAAGGAUAAAAUCCUGUCAGCAAUUCAGCAAACCGCAAAAUUCAUGAACACCAGGGAUUUACAGGACACGGCGAGCUGCUCCGCCUCAUCGGAACUGGGGGAGACACGCCCAGGGAAAUUGGCAACCUGGUCGCCUUCCUUCGAGGAGAGCGCUAGAAAGGGGGCUUUCGCGCGAAUGGAAGGAAUGAGAGAGAGGGUGGAAAUAAUGAUAGAAGAGGCGUUCAGCAAGAAGGAGUGGGUCAAGAUGGGACUUCCACAAAAAAAGCGGAGGCCGGAUGAAGAUGUCCUAGGAGUCAUGGUAGUGGAAAAGGAAACAGAGGUGGAAUUGGGAGCGAGUCUGCCAAAGCGAGGAGACGCCCGAGGCGAAGGCACCAGGAUAACGCUAGAGAUCCCGGAUCUUCUCCACCUAAUCAAGGCAAUCAGGUAUCACAAGGUAGAAGUUGACCCCGCCUCUCUCGUCAGGUUUGAGGAGGAAGUUCGGAAGGGUUACUGCCUGAACGGCGAGUUGGUUAGCAUCCAGGCUCGAAUUGCGAAAGUAGCGCAAGCAACCCCGGCGGUUCAUUUUUUAGAAGAGAUCUCGGAAGGAAGCGUUCGCAAAUAUAAACCAGUAGGAAAGAAGGUGAAGCCAGUCUCCAUCCUGCUGGAAAUGACUAAGGAGGAGGCCAUGGAGAAGGAGGAAGAAGUCCUCCGGGUAAUCAAGGAAAGAAGGGCAGCCGAGGGGCAUAGGAUACUGGACGAAGUAGCUCAGACCAUGAAGAUAGGGGUGGAAGGGUUCCUGACGGAACAAGAGGUGCGGGUAAUCAAGGAGGCAUGCCAAGAAUUCCACUUAGCUUUCGCCUUUAACGACCACCAGAAGGGGCGGCUAGAUGCAAAGUUGAUUCUUCCAGUCAGAAUCCACACAGUUGAGCAUGAAUGUUGGAAUGACAAGGGGUCCGCCUAUGACUUCGGAAUCGCCUCGCCUCCCGGUAGCGCUGCGCCCCCCUAUUUGUUGGCGGAUCUCCUGGCUGAAUCCCAUGCCAGACGUAGCAUUUAUUCGUUGAUAGAUCUGUACUCGGGGUAUGAUCAGCUUCCGUUGGAUGCCCGAGACAGACCCUACACAGCUAUGCACACGUCGGUAGGCCAGCUGCAAAUGCAGGUCACGCCCAUGGGUUUUACCAACGCAGUAGCAGAAGCGGAAAGGAGGAUGCUUGCGGUUGCAGGGGACAUGUUUCCUGCGAAGUGCGAGCCCUAUAUCGAUGACAAUCCCGUAAUAGGGGCGCGAGAAAAGGAUGAGACGAAGGUCCAACCAGGAGUAAGAAAGUUCGUAUGGGACCACCUACAGGAUAUCAAAGAGCUGCUCCAAAGGUUCCUGGAGUAUAACAUCAUUGCUAGUGGUCCAAAGAGUAUCCUGGCAGUCCCGGAAGUCACCAUUUCGGGGUUCCGUUGUGGAGCUUACGAAAGGAAGCCAGGCCCGGCCAAGAACGACAAAAUUGCUCAGUGGCCUACGCCCCUCCGAACCACAACAGAAGUGAGGGCCUUCCUGGGCGUCGUAGGCUUCUGGAGAAUCUUUAUAAAAGGCUUCGCGAAGAUGGCAGAACCUAUUCGGGCCAUGAUCCGCGAGGAAGGUACGCUUGACAAGACCGAGGACCGGGAGGCGGCCGUCCAGACCUUGAAGAAGAUACUGACAUCCGAAGAGGUUACCCUUGCUGCUCCGUGCUUCAAUGAUGAAGUAAGACGCCCCUUCGUGCUUGAAACCGAUGGGGGACCACUAGCCGUGGGUGGGGUAUUGAUUCAGAAAGGCGAAGAUGGGAGAGAGUGUCCCAUUAGAUUCGAGAGUAAAACGCUCAACGCAGUCGAGCGUCGCUAUUCUCAGUUCAAGAAGGAGGUGUUUGCGAUACUCCACUGUCUCAAGACCUUCGAGGCGUAUAUCUUUGGGAGAAGGUUCAUCUUGAGGAUAGAUCCGACCAAUGUCGCAGGAGCCUUAAAGAACAAUAGACCUAUCGAUUCCACCGUGGGGAGAUGGGUAGGGUUCAUUUGGCAAUUCGACUACGAGAUUGAGCGCAUUGCCGAAGACAGCCCAAGCAAAAUGGAGUUCAAUCACGAAAAUGACAUUAACCAGGCAAACGCCGCUUGUGAGGAUCCGUGGAGGCAGCCAAACAGACCGCGAAAUAGACAAAGACCGGUCCUGGUUAUUGGGCCGCAGCCAAGAGCGUCACUAGGGAGAAGAAAGAGAAAGUUGCCAGCCCGUAAACCCUCGCCCACCAAAGAAGGCGAAGUGUUACCGGCCUGGUCAGAAGAGGAGGAUGAGCAGAGAAUGGAAGGGAAGGGGGAAAAAACUAAGCAAGCCAAUCAUGACAAGGAAAGGCAGGAUGGAAAUGACAGUUAUCCGGACGAUGAGGCUCAAGAAGUCAUUGUGCUAAGCAGUGAGGACGAGACGGAUGAGAUAUCAAGGCCAAGGGAGGAAAGGCAGUCUCCGGCAAAAACCCCGGAUAAAGGAGCCACCAAUUGGGAGGAAGAAUUUGGGUCAAUGCCCAGUCACUCGUUUGAACAAUGGGCCAGUAUGGUUAAGCACGAGUGGAUGAUCAAAGCACAAAGGUUGAUGGCGGCAGGGAGGACACCUACGUCGUUGGACUUUUUCACUGAAAAAGAUAUGCAGUUGGCAAAGGAAAAGAGGGAUGAGAUUCGAACUUAUGGGUUAGGCAUGGAGCCACCCUCGGGGGACAGCAGCGAGAAAGGGGCUAAACGCCGAAGGACAGAUUCGAGUGCUAGGGACUAAGAACGGGUUGGCAAGGGAACGCGAUGGCAAAAGCAAAGGGCGGCUAGAAUUGGGAUAGUCGGGUGGGUCAUGAAAGGCAUGAGAUUUGUAGACAAGAUGAAUUGGAUCUUCUAUCGUUUUGUUGUGGCCCUGCUAAGGAACUCUGUCAAGCCGUCGGAUGUAGAGACAUUUGUUAGAUUGGAACUUGUCAAGAGGCACGGGGCAGGAUGAGAUAAGGGGAAAGAGCAACUUUUUAUGUAUGGAGCUACUUUUAGAAUACAAUUUUGCAAGGCUGGACGGGAAAUCGAUUAAGACAUGAGCACCGGGUGUUGUUUCUUUAAGUAAAGUUAUUUUGACGAC
Messenger RNA from Chara braunii, 6264 nucleotides. The record is from the annotation of a GenBank genome assembly. NCBI's taxonomy places the organism in Eukaryota, Viridiplantae, Streptophyta, Charophyceae, Charales, Characeae.